UCACUUGCCUUUCACUUGUGAGUCAAUGCGACGCGUCGUGUACAACUUAGACAUUAACUUGGAUAUAACUUAGCAAUGUAUAUGUUUACAGUAUUUAGUGAUAAAAUUAUCAGUUGAAUUGUAGUGAAAAUGUAUUGUGAAGUUAGUCAUGUUAUACCAAAGUUUAGUUGCUUAGUUUGCGUAUUGUUUUUAUUUUAUGAUGCGGCAAAUGCUCUCGUUUUGCGUGCAUACAUAUCGCAACACGGACUUCAUGGAGAAAUUGAAUUCUCACACAAAAAUGACACCUUGAUCAGCAUCAGAACAAAUCUUAAGCCGACCUUGCAAUAUCCGGAUGGAGUUUGGCGGUGGACAAUUCACGAAUUCCCAGUAGAUUACAGAGAUGUAUCCGAUGCUCGAUGUUCCGAGGCCAGUUUAGGCAAGGAGCUAAUUGAUUUGACAGAAGAACUUGGAUACUUAAUAAUUCCGGGAAAAGAUCACGCAGAAUUUGAAAGUCAGAAUAGUUUAACAGGGCCUAAUGGUCUUUGGGGGAAGAGUGUAGUUCUUGAGACUGCAGAAAGAGAUCGAGUUAUUUGCGCAUCUAUUUUGUCCACUGACAAAUUGUUUGAGAAACAUGCUGUGGCUAGAUUCACAUCUCCCGUGGCUGGAACAUUGAAUUUCAGAUGGUUAUCAGCGAGGGAGUUCGACGAAUCAGAUUCUUAUAUCCAGGCUGAUUUAUAUCAUACGAAAGCAAUUCCUGAUAAGGUGGAAUUUACUGAACACAAAUGGAAAUUAUUUGUGACUGACAUUUUUGAUUCUGAUAGACGAAUCCGUGAAGAUAACUGUAAUAUUCUUCAGCUUAUAUUCGAUCCUGAUAAUAGUGGAGACGGUAUGAGUGUAGGAGAUUUAGACAGUCGUUUGGGUCUUGUGAAAGUUGCUACUGACGCUAAUAGGAGGAAAGUAAAGACGUUAUUUAAGAAUGAUGUGUUGAAUGUGUUGAGGAGUGACAUGGAGGUGACGAAGAGAAGUUUAUACGUGGUGAUCUAUGACAAUAGACAUCCGGAUAGUUACUUAGCGUGUGCCAAGUUGAGACCGAUGGAACCCAAAAGCACCAAAGCUCUUAUAAACACGGACGGCAUUCGAGGGACUGUAGACUUCACGCAACGAUCACCAUUCGAUCCGACAUGGGCAAAUUUCCAACUAGGAGCUGCGGACCAGGAUUAUGAGUCCAACUUGCGUUUCGUCAGUUCCAUGGUGCAGUACAGCGUGAGAGAACUCCCGCCUAAGCUUCUGGAUGCCAGUCACGUGAACCACGUGUGCAAUACCACUGGUGGGAUCUACAAUCCCAGUGGUAUUGAUUUGAAUAAUGUUCCUCCUCCAGGUAUGGGCACACAGGAUCAGUAUCCAAUAGGGGACCUUCUCGGCAAGUAUAAGGACCGUACUGAGUACCUAAACCACAAGUAUCUUUUGCCUGGGCUGGCCAACGAGCUGAGUGGCGCCUAUUGGGACGUGUUCCUGCCACUGCAAGGGGUACACAGUGUUCUGCACAGAGGGAUGGUCUUGACAAGGAGAGCACCAAAACGCGAGAUAUGCGGUACGAUCCUGCCGUAUGAGUAUGGCACCGAGUACCAGACUGAGCUGAGCUCCGCCGAGGUGAUAUUCCGGUAUCCCAUCGUGGGUAGGGUGGUGUUCAGGCAGCCACUGGGCCGCCCAUGGGAAGACACCACCAUUAUCAUAGAGAGCAUGGUACAUGCUGACGGUGCAACGGUGAACAAUACGUUCGAGCACCGGUGGGCUAUACACGAGCGGCCACCAGGAGCCGAUUACUACAACUGGACGGGCAGGUGUCUGAGCGCGGGGAACGUGUACGAGCCACACGGUAUAGACAUCGACACCAGGCAUCCCGACCAGUACUGCAGGAUGGGGCUCGAGGGUCUGUGCAGGCUAGGAGAUUUCACCACGAGACACGGUGUACUGUCAGUGGCAGGCAAGAAGAUGGACAGCGCACGGCUCACCAGAAGACUGUUCACUGACACGGUGAUCGGUUUGUCCGGGAAGUACUCCAUCAUGAAGAAAUCUCUGGUUAUCUACGAUGAUCACGGACCAGUCGCAAGGGGCGAACGGAUGGCUUGUUCUAUUGUAAGUGGCCUUCACCGUCGUAAGGCGGUAGUUCGUGACUGGUUCGGAAACGGCGAUGAGGUGGCACUCCGUGGCAAGAUCGAGAUGAUCCAGCAGUCGGAGUAUGACGUCACCAACGUGCAGGUCACACUCGAGGGGCUCGACGAUGUCAAGAAUUAUAAAAUACAUCCGGUACCCGUAGAGCGGGAGCUAGAAUUUCCUUGCGAGAAAACAACUAUUUAUGAUACAUACAAUCCCUUCAAUGUGAACAAGUCGCUCAGUCCGCCGCCAACUAAAGGUACUGCUGACCAAUAUGAGCUGGGAGAUUUAGGCGACAAGUAUGGUUUACUGGAAGACGCACGUACCUUCACAACCACCUACAACGAGACCCAGAUCACGUUGUAUGGCCCCUACAGCAUCAUUGGGAGGUCUGUCGCUUUCCACAAAAAGAGUCGCGACAGGCGCUGGGCGUGUUCCUCCAUCGAGCGUGGGUACAGCCCAUCUGAAGCCAGGGAGCUGCGCGCAAUAGCCUCGUUCCACCAUCCUGGCGGGUUCGCCUACGGGUACAUUCGUAUGACGCAGCUCAUACAUAACGACGGCAGUGCCAGCGACACAGUCAUAGAGGUCAAAUUAAGGCAUCCCGGCGUUAGAGACAGGAAUCUUACAAUGAACCACAACUGGAACAUCUUCGUGAACCCAGUGGGCGUGGACGCGGCGGUGAAGGUGACCAACACGCGGUGCGUCGCCGGUGGCUACCGCUGGAACCCUUACUUCACGCAGCUGGCGGAUCCGCUUAAUCACGACUUGUACAACCAAGAGUGUGGCGCGGACAAUCCGUUGCGGUGUGACGUCGGCGACCUCACCGCUCGACUUGGAACUAUCAACAUAGGAGGCGAACGUCAAAUGUUCGUGGACAGCAAUUUCCCACUAGAGGGCACUGUGAGCGCGAUGGGGCGCUCCAUCGUGAUCUUCGGGCCGGAGCGGAGUGGCGAGAGGUUCGCGUGCGCCAACAUAGAACCAGACAAGGAUAUCAUCAAAGCCUUCAAUAUUAUGAAGCCGCCGAGAUUUGUUCUGGGCCUGUUCCUGGCGGAGGUGCGGCGCGUGCUGGGCGCGCCCGAGUGGGCGGUGGGCGUGGACGCGCGCCGCACGCGGCCGCUGCACGCCGGCGCCUGCCUGCACGUGCUGCUGCACUUCAGCGGCCCGCACGCCAACCGCCUCGAGCUCGACUUCACCAAGUUGCUGGCAUCCGGGCGGCUGGAUGAGCCCAGUAUAUUCAUACCUGGUUACGUGGAAACCAAGAGGAAGAAGACAACCUCAUAUCGACAGUGUGGCGUCACAGAUCCCAACGAGAAGAAAAUGUACGCGAAUUUAGAAGGUCCGUUCUUGUUUUUCGGUCCAAAAUCGCUUGAGAAAUACAAAAGGCCAGCACUUAAAUAUUUAGGUCAAGAUGACCUGAUGAGGGUAUACGGCGAACAGGCGGCGAUAGUCGUCUUCAACAACCAGGACUCGGUGCCACUGUCGAGUGGGUACUUCCCCAGGUUAAGGAAGAUGCUGGAGGGACAGGCUACGUUGGUGUUGCCUCAGGACUUCUUGGACGUACAUCCGGAUUAUAUCAGUAACGAAACACAGAUGCUAACUCUACAAGGGCCGUGGUCAGAGCGGGACGCUCAAAUGACGGAGACCUUUGCCCGUUUACAGGACAUAUAUGGCUCAGGGCGUGUGCUUGGAAUACUGGGCAAUUCGGUGUCCCGAAGCCAGUCGGCGGACUAUGAGAGCGAGUCGUGGCCGCGCGCGAGGCGGCAGGCUGCCGAGGAGGCAACCACCAGUGACAGCACUGCUGCGGACGAUGACAAGCCUGGCGGGCGCGCGCUACCCAAGUACGCGUUAUACAAUGCCACUGGUCAGCCUGGUAAAAAUGCCCUCCUGUACUCGUCGGGGUGGCCGGAGCUGCGGUGGACCAACGGUACGGUGAUCGUGCUGAAUGCGCCGGUGGGGGAGCCCACCGUGAAGCCCACCAGGCUCUACACCAUACUGGUGGUGCGGUUUGCUGACGGCGACACCAGGGAUAAGAUAACUUUAGAGUUCAGUUUCAAACAAGCCGCCGGCUGGUGGACGGCGGUCGGUGUGGAGGUGAAGUUCGGGCUGGAGACGACUGGCCUGAACUUGAAGGCACCAGCGCCCCCUGACGCGCCUUCCGCCGUCCUCGGCCGGGCGUAUCACUGCUCACAGCCUUUAGUCUACUCCUCUGAAGAGGCGACGUUGACGCUACCUGAUAUUCAGAUGCAGCCGUACAUGGACAGCACUGGGAAGUUCGCGGACGCCUUCGACUGUGUCGGCUUCACUACAGUCCCUAUAUGGUCUGGUUUAAUGGUGACCUUCAUAAUGCUGAUAGGUCUCGGCAUAUCAAUCUCCAUGAUCUUGGACAUAAAGACGAUGGACCGCUUCGAGAACAACAGGAGCAAGCAGCUGACCAUCACGGUCAGCGAGUGAAUUGUGGACAUGUACAUAAUGUUAUGUUGCUAUUAAUGACUACAAUAUUAAUGUUCCGAAGUAACUUUCCUGUAUUAUUAGAGACAACUCACACUUACUCACCUCCAUUCGCGUUUCGCUGAACGAUCUUGGUCACACAUACGAGUAUACAGCUUUGCUUCUAUCAGCCGCGUACGGCGUCGUAAGAAUGAGAAAAGCCGUCAUAGCGUGCUAUCUCCGCUGAAACGCUUGUCUACUGCGUACGGCGUUGAAUAUGCUGCAUUUCGUAAAAAUAAAAUAAUUAUAAUUACUAUAAAAUACGUCUGCACUCUUUACUCCUUGCGUACAUAAUGAUUACGCAAUAAUAAAUCAAAUCAAUGCAGAAACAAUACAGGUCGCAACUUGUCGACAAGGAGUCGCGAAACAUCCCUGUAAAGAGCUGUUUCGCCGCGUUCGACGGUGAAUGCGGCGGAACAGCGCUGAUCGCUCUCAAUAGCAUUCGCAUGAUAAAUACACAUUAAUCCUCAUUUUAUACUGAGUUGCUGCGAAAGCAGAAUAAACGCGGAACGCUGAAUGGAUGCGUACACGUCUCCAUACAAAAUCGUUGUAUUCUAUGGAUAAAAGCUGAAUAGAGCUGAAUAAGUGUGAGUAGUCCCUUAACAGGAACAUAGGUUUCAUGCGUGAGACGCCAUCUUUGUUACGACCGUAACGCUUUGUUCUCUUGUUCCAAUGUUAUAUAUUGUAAAAUUAUCAAUAAUUGUAAUAAAUUUUCGAAUAGUGGCUUAAAGUGGAUAUACUGUAAAUGUAUGGGACGGAAAGUUAAUAGCUUUCUUUUAAAGGAUUGUUUAAUCGGUAAAUUUGAAUAUUUUUUACAAGGAUAUGAUGGAAGGGAAAACUCUUUGUUAGUAUGACAGCCUUUUUUUUAAAGUUUUUUUUCAAUGUUUAACUUACUAUUCCCCGUUCUAUUUUAACUUCACCCUCUAAUUAAGAUGGAUGUAGAUGGUAAACAGAUACAGAUCUAGUUGGACGACACUGCAACGGUUGCGGGUUCGAUUUCUGAACAAUACAAACAUUUGUAUUGAUUAUGUAUAUUUGUAUUAGUGUGGGAAUUUUUUAUGUAGUAUACGUAUGUAUUUAGUAUGUUUAGAUGGUGUUCUAUUAAACAUAGUAUAAGCAUUAUUUUUUUUACAUUUAUGUGAAGCUGAUAAAUGUUCUCGUGUCGUAGCCGUUUGUAAUAUUUAAUUUUAAAUUCCAAAUUUCAAACGUCGGCAAUAAAGAAGCAGGUAUGUAGGUACUAUUUACCUGGAAAAGGUUUUCCAUUGCGUUAAGUCCUGAUUGUGUAUUUGAAAUAUGUUCUACAUAUCAUUUAUUCCCAAUUAGAAAAAAAUAUUUACAUUGAUAUUUAAUAAUAAGUUAAUGAUAGUAAAUUUCCAUGUCUCAUACAAUAUAUAAUUUAUUAUUCUUAGGUCAUAAGAACAGAAAACUUAUGGAAUAACAACUUACAUAUAUGAUAAAGUCUAAUAUUUUAAACAAAUCUCGGACUUGAUGUAAGAGGGACGAAACAAAAGAGAGAAAGAGAGAGAGAGAAUAGAGAAAUAUUCAUAUCGUCAUAGUCGUAGAAUACUGACGGAUCUAUAUAUGUAAUAUUUGUCAGGUCCGUUAGUAUUCUACGACGAUGACGAUAUUUCUUCAGAAAAAAUUGCCGAAUUCAAAAUUCUAUAUGUAUUAUACAAAUACGAAAUUGGAAAUAAAAUUCGAUAAAAAGGUUUUAUUGUCGACUAUAUAUUAAAAUAAUCAGUUUGGAAAUAUAGUAGAUAAUUGUUAUUGCUUAAUGUGAGAUAAAAUAAUUUAAUGGACCCUAAUAAUGGUAUGAGAUGACUAAUAUCGUAAGUAGUCGACUCGUCUGGCUGAGUGUGCUGAGUGAGCUGACUUGUCCCUGUAGUCAAAUGUAAAGAGAUUCGAGUUUCUAGAGUUUUAAAACAACGGGUCUACAAUGAAAUGAAAUUCCGAAAUUUCGGACUCAGUUUUGUGUUUUUGUUUAUAUCAAAAUCGGACCAAUAAAUGGAAUUGAACAUUUCGUUCGUCAUAGAUCCUAUCAUAAAAGUCCAAAAGAACAAUAUUUUAACAUUUUUAAUAUGUCCAAAUGUAUUAUGUAAUUUUAACAUCAAAUUUCUGUUUCGUUUGGCUCCGAAAUUUCGGAAAACAUUUCAUGGUAGGCCCACAGGAAGCUAAUGGAUUAGAAAAUUGUUCGAGAUGUUAUUUUAAAUUGGAAAUAUAUAUGUCAGCAGGUAUAUGUGAGUUAUAUUACAAUAAAUCAGUCGACUAUCAUCGUAGUCAACGCAACGGGUGGCUGAAUGGGCUGAGUAAGUCGACUUGUCCCUUGACUAGGCUGAGUAAGUCGACUUGCCCUUUGACUAGGCUGAGUAAGUUGGAAUUCGAAUUAUUAUUGGAAGUCGAAUGUGAAUAGAUUCGUGUACUUAUGUAGAGUUUUAAAACAGUAAACUUGUGUACUAGAGAAUUGUUUGAGAUUUGUUUUAAUUCAAAUAUAUCAGUAAAAGUACAUAUGUAUGAGUUAUAAUAUUAUUACAAAUCAUAGGUCUUUUAAUUACAUGAAAUACCGAUUCAUAUAUAUUAUUAUAUUUAGAAAUGUUUGUAUGGAUUAAUGGAGAAUUUGUUAUAAAUGACAUUUAAAGUUCAGAUGGAUGUAUAUUUCAACACAUAUUAAAAGAACAUAUCAUU
Messenger RNA from Galleria mellonella (greater wax moth), 7302 nucleotides. RefSeq lists its product as uncharacterized. Gene Ontology annotation, biological process: superoxide metabolic process. The transcript has 23 exons. Gene Ontology annotation, molecular function: metal ion binding. Lineage: Eukaryota; Metazoa; Arthropoda; Insecta; Lepidoptera; Pyralidae. The record is from RefSeq and is a predicted model, not a curated record. The coding region runs from base 130 to 4584 and encodes 1484 amino acids.